Messenger RNA from Gasterosteus aculeatus aculeatus (three-spined stickleback), 730 nucleotides. NCBI's taxonomy places the organism in Eukaryota, Metazoa, Chordata, Actinopteri, Perciformes, Gasterosteidae. The record is from RefSeq and is a predicted model, not a curated record.
AUUGAAUACAAUACCUAUGGUCCCAACAACACUAAUCCGGAGUACGAGGGCAGGAUCUUCAUAUCUAAUGGAUCUCUGGAACUCAGGAACGUGACUUCUAAUGACAGUGGACAGUACAGCGUUAUCAUUACAUUAAUUGUUCGAGAUGGAGGAAAGAUAGCGGUAGGGGUCACAGAACUGGACGUUAAUGAGAGAAUAUCAGGUGCUUCUGUCACAUCAGAAACAAACCUGUCGAUUGAGGGGAACUCUUUCAACUUGUCAUGUGACGCUGAUGGCUCGAUGAUCUCCAGAGAGUGGAAGAAGGACGGCGUGAAGCUGACUCCAGAUGACCACCUGUCACUUCAGGAGAACAACAGAGUGCUGACUUUCAACAGUCUCAGUAGAAAAGACACCGGAGUUUAUUUGUGUAACGUCACCAACCCUGUGAGCCAAGAAGGAGCUGAAUACAAGAUGGUUGUUUACUAUGGACCAGAAAAUGUUCAAAUCAAAGGUCCAAGUGACAUUGAUUUGAAAACGACGUUAACAUUAACUUGCUCUGCGGAGUCCGUACCUGCUAGUUACACCUGGAUGCUGAACUCGACAAAGAUACACAAUUCUGCCGUUUACACUAAAGACAACACUGAACCUUCUGAUAGUGGCAUCUACAUCUGUGAAGUGAUGAAUAAUGUAACUGGGAGAACAUCGUCAGCGCUCCAUGGAUUGUCUGUCACCGGGGCGCCUGGUCUGUCAG